Messenger RNA from Coregonus clupeaformis (lake whitefish), 2316 nucleotides. It is a transcript of the gene klhl6, whose product is annotated as kelch-like family member 6. The transcript has 8 exons. The coding region runs from base 245 to 2083 and encodes 612 amino acids. The record is from RefSeq and is a predicted model, not a curated record. NCBI's taxonomy places the organism in Eukaryota, Metazoa, Chordata, Actinopteri, Salmoniformes, Salmonidae. Gene Ontology annotation, molecular function: protein binding.
CACCAGGAACAGGAAGUAUUACAGAGGACCUGACAGGAAGAGCUGAUAAACACACUCACACAUACGCACACACACUAUUAAGUUAUGUGCUGUGGUGAAUGUGCGUUCAAGGGCUGGUGUAUUGUCUCCAUUCUCUGGGAAAGGGGUGCAAAGUUGUGUGUUGAGUGUGUGUCCGGCAGUAUGUGUGUGUCUGCGGAGGUAGGAGUUUGUGUUGUGUGUUGUUAAUGGGGCUCUCGUUGUGAGGAUGAGUGACUCGUUGGAGAGGACCACCGACACCCCUCUGCCUGGGCCCUCAGAGAAAAUACCCGGAGAGGGCUCUGACCCUGGGGAAGAGGAUGAGGGGGGUGAUGGAAGUGGGAUGCGUUGGGAGGAUGGAGGCCUGUCUGUGGAGCUCCAGAGGGGGAUGGAGACGCUUCGUGUGAGUGGAGAGCUGACCGACGUGACUCUGCGAGUUCAGGAACAGGACUUCCCCUGCCACAGAGCCGUGCUCGCUGCUGCCAGCCACUACUAUAGGGCGAUGUUCUGCAGUGGUCUGAGAGAGUGUCAUGAGAAGCAGGUGGAGAUUAAAGGGGUGGACAGUGAGACCAUGAAGAUUCUGCUGGACUACACCUAUACCAGCCGAGCCAUCAUCACACACACCAACGUCCAGAGAACGCUGGAGGCCGCCAGCCUGUUCCAGUUUCCUCGUGUAGUGGAGGCCUGUGCAGGGUUCUUGGCUGACUCUCUCCAGCCAGAGAGCUGUGUAGGUGUGCUGCGUUUGGCUGAGGCCCAUUCCCUGCCUGCUCUGAGGGACAGGGUCCAGGACUACCUGGUUUCAGAGUUCUCCAGAGUGGUUCAGCAUGAGGAGUACCUGGAGCUGCCAGCGGGGGCACUGCAGGACGCUCUGAAGAGAGACGACCUGGGAGUGACACGUGAGGAGAGUGUGUUUGAGGCUCUCAUGCGCUGGGUGCGAGCGAAGGAGGAGGAGCGAUGCCUCCUACUGGCUGGUCUUCUGUCACACGUGCGGCUGCCACUGCUGGAGCCGGCUUACUUCCUUGAAACGGUGGAGGCCGACCAGCUGAUUCGCCGCUGUGACAAGGCCUUCCCCCUGCUGCAGGAGGCCCGCACCUACCACCUGUCAGGCAACGAGGUGGUCACGGAGCGUACCAAGCCCCGUUUACAGCACUACCUGUCUGAGGUGUUCAUGAUCAUCGGUGGCUGCACCAAAGAGGAGCGCUUCGUUGCCACUGUGACCUGCCUUGACCCCCUGCGCCGCAGCCGGCUAGAGGUCGCCAAGCUGCCAAUCACAGAGAUGGAGGAGGAGUCCCACAACAGGAAGUGGGUGGAGUUUGCUUGUGUCACCUUCCGGAAUGAGGUGUUCAUAUCCGGAGGAAAAGAGACACAGCACGAGGCGUGGAAGUACAACGGUGCCCUGGACAGGUGGAUCCCAAUUGAGCCCCUGGUGACUGGGCGUUGGAGACACAAGAUGGCGGUUCACGGGGGGAAGGUGUACGCCCUGGGGGGGUUCGAUGGGACUCAGAGACUCACCAGCGUGGAAGCCUACGACCCCUUUCACAACCGCUGGACACAGGCCCCACCCCUCCUGUUGGGCGUGAGCUCAUUCGCUGCGGCAAGCUUCGAUAAGUGGAUCUUUGCGAUCGGGGGUGGGCCCAAUGGGAAGCUAGCCACUGAUAGGCUGCAGUGCUGGGAGCCAGGGACUGAGAGCUGGGGCCUGCGGUCGCCCAUGCCCAUCGAGGCCAAAUGUACCAACGCUGUCACCUUCAGGGAAUGCAUCUAUGUAGUUGGCGGUGCCAUGCAUGCUCUGUACUGCUAUUCCCCACAGUCAGACAGCUGGUCUAUGGUGACCCGGCUGGGCGAGAGGGCGAGCUGCGCCAUCGCAGCCUGUAACAACAAACUCUUCAUCACUGGUGGCCGUGACGACAAGAACCAGGUCAUCUCCACGGUAAUGUGCUGGGACCCAGUCACAACCACAAUGACCGAGGAAUGUGUGUUACCGCUUGGUGUCUCUCACCACGGAAGCGUCACACUCCACAAGUCCUACACACACAUACGCAGGAUAGCACCUGCGACCGUGUCUGUGUGACAGAGAACUGGGACUAUGUGUGUGAGAAUUAAUGUGUGGAGAAAAAGAUACGGGGACGGGGAGCAUGGACUGUGUGUGGGUGUCAGCAUUUAUACUUGAAUGCACUUAUUGUAAGUUGUCUGCUAAAUAACUAAAUGUAAUGGUAAGUUUUGUUUCAUAAUAUUUUUUGAAAGUGUAAUAUCACAUUCAAACGGGUACCACUAAAUAAAUAAAUAAACUACAUUUGCAUGAAA